CUCCUCGCAAGGCCACCAUCAUGCGACCCAUUCGCUUCACCAUUCAAAUCACAACGGAUUCGCGCAUGCACAUCAUCACCAUCCGCACCAGCACCCCCGCAAGCGGCACUCACAUCCCCAUGCUCACCAACACUCGCAGCAUUCUGCGUUUCCUCCAAGAACCCCUGCCCGCGCAGACGCAUCACAAACACAUACCCAAUCGCAAACGCUCCCCCAAUCCAACGGCCUGCGCACAGCGCGCGGCUUUCCCUUCCUAAUCAUCGCGAGCUUAGCGCAGGGCCUGGCGUCAUCCACCUUCAAGCCCCGGCGUCCAUAUCCCCACAUGCACCCAAGUCCAGCGGCCGGUCGCAUGCGAACGGCCACACAGGCCGGGCACAUUCCAACUCAGGUUCAGGCUCUGCGUCGGGUUCUGGAUCCUCAGCGGCUUCUUCUCCGGCGCCGGCAGCGAGUGGGUCCAACCUCUCCAGUCGUGCGCCGCCAUUCGAGCCAUCUGGGCUAGGGCUGAGCGCCGCGAGGAGUGCGCAAACGGUGGCGUCAGUCGCGAACAGGUCUGAGCUAAACCCUGGCAGCAGUCCGUUUGCCCCUCGGCCGAGCGUUGCCCAAGUAGCCUCGUCCCAGGCGAGACCUCGCGGCGGGUCGACAUGAUGGCCAAUAGCCAGAGGCACCAGUGCACGUAAUGCUAGAUAGCUGCGGAAUGUACUGUACUGUGAGCUAUAUAACUGUGUAUGAUGGCACGAAGAGUGGCCGCGGGAGAAAGGUGUUAGCCGUCCUCCCGCGACCACUCAAGGUGCCAGCCGUACAAGUUAGGCGAGUUCAAUGCCGGGCUAAGGUUGUACCAGUUCAAUCGACGAGUUGCGGAGUGCCGCAGUGCAGCGAAACCUACGAUAGCGAAACCUGCAUCGAUGCCUCACUGAGACUUCGUAGUAAAACACUAGUGCA
This is a messenger RNA of Fomitopsis serialis, 939 nucleotides long. RefSeq lists its product as uncharacterized. Lineage: Eukaryota; Fungi; Basidiomycota; Agaricomycetes; Polyporales; Fomitopsidaceae. The annotation marks the transcript as partial. The transcript is spliced from 2 exons. The record is from RefSeq and is a predicted model, not a curated record.